Lutra lutra (Eurasian river otter) is the source of this 240-nucleotide messenger RNA. RefSeq names its product defensin beta 114 (gene DEFB114). Gene Ontology annotation, cellular component: extracellular region. The record is from RefSeq and is a predicted model, not a curated record. Gene Ontology annotation, biological process: innate immune response. The transcript is spliced from 2 exons. NCBI's taxonomy places the organism in Eukaryota, Metazoa, Chordata, Mammalia, Carnivora, Mustelidae. Bases 1 to 240 code for a protein of 79 amino acids.
AUGACAUUCUUGGAAAGACAGAAUUAUGAAGGCAAUAAAAAAGACAACAGUUGCCAGAGAAAAAUCAGUAAUGUCAGUUACUCUUCUUUUACUAUAGCCACAUGUGCCUUGGUGGAUCCUGAUCGGUGCACAAAAAAGUUCGGUUACUGUAGAAGACGCUGCUUUAAAGAUGAAAAACAAAUUGAUAUAUGUCUCUCACCAAAUAAAAUUUGCUGUAUUGAGAGCUUACUUGAAGAUUAA